AUGCGCACCUUAGUACCUCAGGACCUCAAGGUAUCCCAAAACGGUGGACGUCGGUAUGGGUCUCGUGGCCUCCGUUCUCGGUCGAAUUUCAUGAUCAGCCACAAGCCGCCGGACGGCGCGCCAAUGACUGUUCUCACCGACGAAACCCACUCCGAGCAACAAUUGCUGUUGGGCAGACCACCGCCGCAAUUCUGCACAUCACGGACCACUGUGCACCUGGAUGUUAAGGAGCUGGAUAACAAACUCCGCGCCUUCAUGUGA
Sordaria macrospora k-hell is the source of this 261-nucleotide messenger RNA. RefSeq lists its product as uncharacterized. The record is from RefSeq and is a predicted model, not a curated record. NCBI's taxonomy places the organism in Eukaryota, Fungi, Ascomycota, Sordariomycetes, Sordariales, Sordariaceae.